UGCUCCCCGCUGCCCGCGCCCGGCUCCGCGCCCCCGCCGCCGCCCAUGGUGCUGCCCGGCCCGCCCAGCAUGUCCCGCUCCGAGGAGGUGCACCGCCUCACCGAGAAUGUCUACAAGACGAUCAUGGAGCAGUUCAAUCCCAGCCUCAGGAAUUUCAUUUCUAUGGGGAAGACCUAUGAAAAAGCCUUAGCAAGUAUGACAUACGCAGCAAAAGGAUACUUUGAUGCUCUGGUUAAGAUGGGAGAGUUGGCCAGUGAAAGCCAAGGAUCUAAAGAGUUGGGAGAUGUGCUCUUCCAGAUGGCAGAAGUCCACAGGCAGAUCCAGAACCAGCUGGAGGAGAUGCUCAAGUCCUUCCACAACGAGCUCCUGACGCAGCUGGAGCAGAAGGUGGAGCUGGACUCCCGGUACCUGAGUGCUGCGCUGAAGAAGUACCAGACAGAGCAAAGGAGCAAGGGGGACUCGCUCGACAAGUGCCAGGCAGAGCUGAAGAAACUUCGGAAGAAGAGCCAAGGCAGCAAAAACCCCCAGAAGUACUCUGACAAGGAGCUGCAGUACAUCGAAGCCAUCAGCAACAAGCAAGGCGAGCUGGAAAACUACGUCUCUGACGGCUAUAAGACAGCUCUUACGGAAGAGAGGAGACGAUUCUGCUUCCUGGUAGAGAAACAAUGUGCAGUAGCAAAGAGCGCGAUCACCUACCACGCCAAGGGGAAGGAGAUGCUGACGCAGAAGCUGCCACUAUGGCAGCAGUCCUGCUCGGAUCCCAACAAGAUCCCGGACCGCGCUAUACAGCUGAUGCAACAGAUGGCUGCCAGCAGCAAUGGCACCAUCAUGCCCAGCCCUCUGUCUACAUCCAAAUCCAACCUCAUCAUCUCUGACCCUAUCCCUGGUGCCAAACCUCUCCCUGUCCCCCCGGAGCUGGCACCUUUUGUAGGACGCAUGUCGGCGCAGGAGGCCAUGCCGGUGAUGAACGGAGUCUCAGGCCCAGACAGUGACGGGUACAACCACUGGUCUGAGAUGAAGCCAGCACAGCCCAAAUCUUUAUCUCCUCCCCAGCCUCAGAAGCAGCUGAGUGACUCUUACUCCAAUACACUCCCAGUUCGCAAAAACGUGCCACCGAAAAACAGCUACGCAUCAGCUGAAAACAAGACGCUGCCACGCUCCAGCUCCAUGGCCGCAGGGCUUGAGAGGAACGGCAGGACGAGGGUGCAGGCCAUUUUCUCUCAUGCUGCUGGAGAUAACAGCACCCUCCUGAGCUUCAAGGAGGGUGACCUCAUCACGCUGCUGGUGCCAGAGGCCAGGGACGGCUGGCAUUACGGAGAGAGUGAGAAAACAAAAAUGAGGGGCUGGUUUCCUUUCUCCUACACACGGGUCCUCGACAGUGAUGGCAGUGAGCGGGUCCAUACCAGCCUGCAGCAAGGGAAGAGCAGCAGCACCGGCAACCUGCUGGACAAAGACGACAUCGCUAUCCCACCGCCCGACUAUGGCAUGGGCUCCCAAGCCUUCCCAGCGCAAGGCGUCAACACCUUCAAGCAGAGGCCGUACAGCGUGGCCGUGCCCGCCUUCUCCCAGGACUACCUAAUGCCCUAUGGUUGUGCAAUUAAAGACUAUUCCAGUGGCCUCUGCCAACCACCCUCCGCUCACUACAAGCCUUACACUAGGUCAACAGCUGGUCUUGACGACUAUGGGACAAGGUCCGUCAGCAGAAACCCCUUUGCCAAUGUCCAGCUGAAGCCAACGGUGACGAACGACCGCUCAGCUCCGCUCAUCAGCUGAUCUGGGAGCGCUGGCGCCCGUCAUGCCACGCGGCACUUGCCGCCCCCUCCUCGCUGCUGCAUGUCCGGCUUUCCAGGACUUCAUUUUUAGGCGGAAUUUAUUUAAUCCUGCUGCUUUGAAAGCCAAAGGCUAAACUAGUGCCCUAGUUCUCUCUUCUCUAGGCCCAAUUUAUUCCUCUCCAUGGCAGAGGGUUAAACUGCUGCUGUGUAGCCCGUCCUUUGCCUGGGCAGAACUAGCACGAUGGCAGCCCCCUGCAGUCCCAGCAUGUCCCACUGCAGGGUUUGCUUCUAGCCUUAGCAGCACCUCGCUGUGAUUGGGAGAAUGGCUUCAGCUCUCCAGAGGCGAGCUGUGCUUCGGGCUCGUGUGGGGUGGAGGGCUGAUGGCAGAGGGGAGAUGCUUCCCCUCGCUCCCCCCCUGCCCGGCUGGGAGGGACCCCUGGGACAGGCAGGAUAGCCUAGAUCCCUCGUGCAAGCCAAGGGGGUGGUGGGAGCCAUAGGCAGCUCCCAGGCUCCUGUGAGACCCCUGGGCUGGGAGGGGGAGGGACGCUGGCUGUGGGGUGCUGGCACUGCAGCCCCCCGUGGGGAUGGGGACAGCUCCCCUCCUAGAGCUCCUGCAGUGCCAGGUCUCUGUAUAUAGUAGGGUAUUACGGUACUGCUGUAAAAUAUAAGCUAGAAAAAAACCAAACAAACAAAACCCAACACUUUUGGAGGUGAGGGCUAUGUUAAAGCGUGCCUUGGGGUGCCCGGGGCCAUGGGGUGCCUGGUGGUUGAAGGGAUGCUCCCCUCAAACAGACUCUCCUGUCCAGACCUCUUGCUUGGCUCUUUGCUCUUCCUCUAUUACUAGGGCUGCAUGAGAGAGAGAGAGAUAAAUAUAUAUAGAUAUGUAUAUAUGCUCACAGUUGCUAAGCUUAUUGCUGGGGUGUGCGCCCCUGAGCGAACUGGUGCCUGGGCUGUUCCCGCAGCCCCCAGCUGCCGCUGCACCCUGAGCCGAGCCGGCACGGGGGAGAUUGCAGCCCUUCUACAGGCACAGGGAAGAGAGGUUUUCCAGGCAGGAGCCAUGUCUCCCAUGGGUGAGCGGUUAUGUGCCAGGCAGCGCGGGGGAGGCUGCACCCUCAGAGGUUUCGCUUUUUCCAUUGUAUUUGUCGUUUUUGCACUUUUUAAUCAGUAGUGCACCACGGCCUGUUCAGUGGGUGCUUUCCUGAGCACAGAGAGUCCCAGGCGCGUGGGUCGCUGCCGGUGGGUUUCUGUGCACGCAGGGCUCUUUCCCAGUCAGAUGCGAUGGCUCAUCGCUGCCAUAUCCCCUCUGAUGGUUUUUUUUUUUCCCACUCUGUCGCAGGAAAGCGGCAUCACCUGCGACUGCCUGGGCUCUGGCUGUGCGCAAGGGCUGGGUCCUUUGGUCGAUGUGCCUCUUCUUCCUCUCCUGGGGCCGGAGCAGAUGGAUGGGGGACCAGAUGGGGCAGGGGUGAGGGGAAGGGCUCUUCUGGGGCGUGGGGCGGCAGGUGGGAGAGGGCUGGGGGCUCACAGCCCGGGGGGGGGGGGGGCAGGUCUGGGGUCCCCUUGGCCACCAGACCAGUGUUGUCCUCUUCCAGCCCCAUGCCAGGGGCUGCUGCCCUCCCCCAGGACUCCCGGGCAGCCACCUCAGGCUUCAGCCAGCCCCCGGGGCUUCACUGCGCCUCCUGGCUUGGUGGCACCUGCAAGAUGCAAUCUGAAAUAAUUUUUUAUGAGAAAAAGUAAUUUAUGAACAAUAAAAUUCCCCACACAACACACACCCCUCCCACCCCCCCAGUGUUUUCCUUGGCCGGAGGUAUGCGCCUGGCUCCAGAGCACCACUGGUCUCCAUCCCGAGCAGCCCCAGUCCCAGCACUGGGCUGGUGCGCAGCGUCCGGCCCUGUGCAGGGCGAGAGCUGGCAGCUGCCUGCGUGCCGGGCAAUGAUCUGGGCAGCAAACGGCUUAACGUAUUUUAAAAACUUUAUUAUUAUUGGCCCGAUGAUAUCUGACACACAUGCUGGGAGCUGUAUGGAAAUCAGCACUGAUAAAAAAUACAGCAGUUAUGACCCGUAUUGAUAAAAUAGACAAUGUAAUAAUAGCCUUUCUAUUAAAAAAAAUAUCCAAGACA
Molecule: messenger RNA, 3888 nt
Organism: Phalacrocorax carbo (great cormorant)
Lineage: Eukaryota; Metazoa; Chordata; Aves; Suliformes; Phalacrocoracidae
Source: RefSeq, a predicted model, not a curated record